This is a messenger RNA of Nerophis ophidion (straightnose pipefish), 6362 nucleotides long. Its product is annotated as carboxyl-terminal PDZ ligand of neuronal nitric oxide synthase protein. The record is from RefSeq and is a predicted model, not a curated record. Lineage: Eukaryota; Metazoa; Chordata; Actinopteri; Syngnathiformes; Syngnathidae. Gene Ontology annotation, molecular function: nitric-oxide synthase binding. Bases 354 to 2207 code for a protein of 617 amino acids. The transcript is spliced from 11 exons.
UUGGUCUCCAGGGGGAGCCCGGGUGUGCUCGGCCCGUCCUGGGCGCGUCCCACCCGGAGAACUUUGCCCCGUUGGGAGCUUUGCUUUGUGCAUGCAAGGCGGGAAGAAAAGAGGCAUCAUCAAAUUCACCUGCAGCUUUUGUCCACGUUGGACCACAUUUCUCCUCCUCUCCCUGAUUUACGAGAACCGCAUUGGCGUCAGGUUCCCGUCCUCGUGCAACCUUCUUCCGGCGACAACAAUGCGCACUCAUCCCGGAGCCCCUCGCGGACUGUCGGCGUGCACCGCCGCCGGGUUGUAGCGCCCGCCCAGCCGGUUGACGUGCGGCGUAUGUCCGGCGGCCCACGGACCCCGAGAUGCCGGCCAGGAGGAACCGGUACAACCUGGUGGAUGACGUGGCGGACUCCAGGUUGCCGCUGCACAACGAGGAAGCUUACCAGCAUGGGAUCUCCUUCCAAGCCAAGUAUGUGGGGAGCCUGGACGUGCCGCGGCCCAACAGUCGCAUGGAGAUCGUGGCAGCCAUGAGGAGGAUAAGGUAUGAGUUCAAGGCUAAGAACAUAAAGAAGAAAAAGGUCAGCAUGGUCGUGUCUGUGGACGGCGUCAAAGUGCUGCUGAGGAAGAAGCCCAAGAGGAAAGAGUGGACGUGGGACGAGAACAAGAUGCUGAUCAUGCAGGACCCCAUUUACAGGAUUUUCUACGUGUCACAUGACUCCCAAGACUUGAAGAUCUUCAGCUACAUCGCCAGAGACGGCUCCAACAACUCCUUCCGGUGCAAUGUCUUCAAAUCUAAAAAGAAGACGCUGGCCAUGCGCAUCGUUAGGACGGUGGGCCAGGCCUUCGAGGUUUGCCACAAGCUGAGUCUGCAGCACGCCGAGCAGGACGCUGAUGGACAGAGUGACAAGUCCACGGAGGAGUCCAGUUCUCACGGCCAGACCCUGACUAAGGCUGAGCGAGGGGAGGAGGACGGUAAAGGAGAACAGGAUGAGGAGGAAGCAGCGGCCGACACUUCUCUGUGUGAGAAUACCCUUAGUGGAAUCCUCAAGAGUCUGGCGGAACUCAGCGUGGUCAAACCAGGACAGACCAUCACGGACCUCGAUGGAAGGUCGGUGUUUACGGUCACGUCCCAAGGCGUCACUCCCACCAGCCCUUGCUCCCCCUCACCGACGCCGUUGGCCUCCCAGCACUACCUGCAGCUCCUACAGCAUCAGCUGCAGCAGCAGCAGCAGCACACGCAGGUGGCCGUCGCGCAGGUGCAGCUGCUGAAGGAUCAGAUGGCGGCAGAGACGUCGGCUCGCAUGGAGGCGCAGGCCCGCGUACACCAGCUGCUCAUGCAGAACCGAGACCUGCUGCAGCACCUGGCCUUGCUGGUGCAGCAGCUCAAAAAACUGGAGGAAGGAGCCUCCGCUCAGACGGCACAGUCAGGACUGCCUUCUGUCAACGGACGCAUUGUUUCCACAUCAGCGAGAUCGCUGUCUCUCAGCCUGAAGAACCCCUGCAACCAGACGAUGGCGCAGCUCAUCACCUCCACGCCGGCAUGGCCGCCGCACGCCGCUGACACGGACGCCGUCGCCGGGGCCGAGUCCUUCCUGCUCAGCCUGGAGAGCAGUUGCAACCACCAAGAGGUCUCGGACCCCUUGGUCAGCACCAACGGAGCGGCUGAUGACCAGGAGGUCACUGGCGAGUCCAAGGAACUGGUCCCGUUCACGUUAAGAAGCUCAGCCAACGCGCAGGAAAAGUGUGAGCAGACCAUCCCCAAGCUGGACCCUCCUCCACCAUCUUUGAGCCGCAAGCGCACCAGCAGGACCUUGUCCCCGGGCUCAAAGGUGGUAUCUUUCCUGGCCGCCCCCCCGAGCCGCAGCAGCAGCCUGUCCUUCCCGGACAUCACCCCCGGCUCGCUGUCCUCGGCGGACUUCCAGUCUUACAGCUCCGGCUCGGCCAGCGAGGACUCGGGCGUGCGCUCCGAGACCAAAUCCUUGCUCUCGCCCUUGCAGGGCGACGACGAGGACGUGUUCGGGGAGCCCGGGGCGUUUCUGACGGCCUCCAGUUGCGACGAUAGUCCUCAGGAUGAGCCCGGGUCCUUAGGUUGGCGUUCACCCGUGCUCCCGUCCUCCUCGCCUCCCGUGAACCACACCUGUCUGCACAUCAGCUUCUCUGAGGACGAGUUGCUGGACACCUGCCAGGAGGACAAGUCCGUCCCACAGCGGAGUUAGGGGACGUCUCCUGGACAUCCACACCAGGAUCUAAGUCCAUGUACAAACCAAUAGAUUUAGUAUUUUUAUAACAACAAAAAAACCUUUUUAGUACGCAACUUGUAGCAGCCCUUGCACUUUCCUUCAUAGAAUCCACAGUUUUGUUUUGAGCUUUUGAAAUGAUGUUGGGAGGAGCCUCUUGACCUUCAAAGCACCUGAUUGGAGGAUGGACAGGAGGCGGAGUUUUGCUUCAAUACAAGCAUUUUACACUUGAGGGCCACAAAAUGACAAAUCAAAGUAUGCGGCGGCCGUUUUGUCAGUUUUCAACAGAGGUGGGUAGAGUAGCCAGAAAUUGUACUCAAGUAAGAGUACUGUUACUUUAGAGAUUUAUUACUCAAGUAAAAGUAAGAAGUAGUCACCCAAAUAUUUACUUGAGUAAAAGUAAAAAGUAUGUUGGGAAAAAACUACUCAAGUACUGAGUAACUGAUGAGUAACCUGUUCGUUUAAUGAUUACGGCAACAAAUAAUGCACAAAAACAUAAAAAUAGCAAUGAACAAAUUCAGAGCCAGGAAUAUCUCUUAAGCAACUAAAACAAUAUUAUAUAUUAAAUAAUAAUACAUUAAAAUAAAAUAAAAAUUAAGGCAAAUUGAGCCACAAUAACUUAACAGCAACAUAGGCUCAGUAGGCAUUCAUUGAUUGAAACUUGUAUUAGUAGAUUGCAGUACAGUACAUAUUCCGUACAAUUGACCACUAAAUGGUAACAGCCCAAUAAGUUUUUCAACGUUAAUCAAUUACUUAAUAAAUGACCAAGUCGAGGUGAUCUACCUCAUAUAUACAUAUACAUACACACAUAUCAUAUAUACAGUAUACAUACCUUUAUAUAUACAGGUUAUAAUUUAUAUUUAUUUAUUUUGCCGUUUUUGUUCACAUGUUAAAGGUGUUUUAAUGAAUAUACAUGCAUGUUUAACAUAUAGAUUACUUUAUUGAAGACAAAAAUAUAAGUUGGUGUAUUACUUGAUUCUGAUGACUUGCAUUGAUUGGAAUCAGACAGUAGUGCUGAUAACGUCCCGGUUUUCAAAUGGAGGAGAAAUAAAGUUCCUCCUUCCUGUCUAAUACAUCAUGAAAGUUGUUGGUUUUUGGCAUCUUAUUUGUCCAGCUUCCAUAUUCGUUUUUAUACACUUUACAAGAAAUACAUUGGCGGCAAACUCCAUAGCUUGCUAGCUUGUUUGCUCUGUCUUUCGGAGACUCUUAUUUUAUUAGCGCAGGCGCGAUGGAGCAGCACUUUUAUUGUGAAGACAGGAACUGUGCAAUCAGUCUUUAGGCUUAGGACGGGAAGUACGGUUGAAAUAAAUUGUCUUUUUUCCUUUACGCUUUUGAUUGAUUGGUUGAUAGAUUGAAACUUUUAUUAGUAGAUUGCACAGUACAGUACAUAUUCCGUACAGUUGACCACUAAAUGGUAACACCCCAAUAAUUUUUUCAAUAUGUUGGGUUCUACGUGUGACGGUCACGUGACCACCUGGCUCUGUUUGAUUGGUCAAACUUCACCAGUGACUGCAUGUGAUUGGUGAAACGCAAGCAUGCGUAUCCUACAUUGAAUGCGCGUCUGACAAAAUCAAAACAAACAAAGCGUGCAUGAACAGAUCGAUAAAAUAAAAGUAGCGGGUAGCGACCUGAUUGCAGAUAAAUGGAGCGGAGUAAAAGUAGCGUUUCUUCUCUAUAAAUAUACUCAAGUAAAAGUAAAAGUAUGUUGCAUAAAAACUACUCUUAGAAGUACAAUUUAUCCCAAAAGUUACUCAAGUAGAUGUAACGGGGUAAAUGUAGCGCGUUACUACCCACUUCUGGUUUUCAACCUCAAAAUUAGUACAAAAGAAAUUGCAUUUUCGGUGGAAAUUUUGUGUACAUGCUGAAUGAGCCGAAACCGAACUCAAAUGCUAACAGAUAACGUCAAGUAACAAGAAAUGUGAGCUAAAAAAGAUGACAGCACUACGCUAACAUGCCAACAAUAGCAUGAUUGCAGUUAGUUUUUGUGAAAUACUAAAAUACAUGACACUGAGGUGUAUAUGUGAUGAAUUAUUUCAAAAAGCUAGCGUGCUAAAGUUGGAAUGCUAAGAUGCUAACUGUAACAUAUAGCAUGGUAUCAAAAAUAUUACUGAAAAUGUGUUUAAAACGCAACCAUGCGUCAAAUACCAAAAUACAAAUUAGCUAAAAAAAGGAAAACAAAAAAGCUGACAAAAUAACGUUAGCAUGCUAACAGAUAUCUCUGGUCAAGUAACAAAAUAUUUGACGCCGAGGUGUAUACCUGCUAAAUUACCUAAAAAAAAGAAAGAAAGAAAGAUAGCUAGCAUAGUAACAUUAGCAUGCUAACAGAUAUCAUUCGUCCAAUAGCAAAGUAUUGGACACUGAGGUGUAUACCUGUAAAAUUUGCUAAAUGGGGGGGGGGGGCUAGCGUACUAACAUUAGCAUGUUUGUCAAGUAGCAAAAUAUUUGACGCUGAAGGGUAUACCUGGAAAGUUAGCUAAAAAAAAAGCUAGCAAGUUAACGUUAGCAUGAUAACAGGUAACUUUAGUCAAGUUAGCAUGCCAACAGGUAUCAUUCGUCAUUUAACAAAAUAUUUGGCGCGGAAGUAUAUACCUGCAAAGUUAGCUAAGAAAAAGAUAAGCUAAGAGGUAUCUUUCAUCAAGUAACAAAAUAUUUGACACUGAGGCAUGUACCUGCAAAAUUAGCUAAAUGAGUAGAAAAUCUAGUGUACUAACAUUAGAAUGCUAACACGUAUUCGCCAUGUAACAAAAUAUUGGACACUGAGGUGCAUAUCAGAAAAAAUUAGCUGAAUGAAAAAAAAAAUAGCUAGUCUACUAAUGAUACCAUGUUAACAGGUAUCUUUCAUCAAGUAACAAAAUAUUGGACGCUUAGGUGUAUACCUGCAAAAUUAGCUUAAAAAAAAAAAAAAAAAAAAGCUAGAAUACUAAUGUCAGCAUGUUAACAGGAAUUUUUCAUCAAGUACACAAUUAUUUGACCCUGAAGUGUUUACCUGCAAAAUUAGAUUAAAAGAAAAAAAGCUAGCAAAGUAACGUUCGCAUUUUAACAGCUAUCAUUUGUUACGUAACAAAAUAUUUGAUGCUAAGGCUUAUACCUGCAAAAUUAGCUAAACACAGGGAAAAGCUAGUAUAUUAACGUUAGCAUGCUAACAGGUAUUCGUAAUGUCACAAAAUAUUGGAUCUUAAGGUGCAUACUUGCAAAUUUAGCUCAAUAAAUAGAGGUAGCACACUAAUUUUAGCAUGUUAACAGGAAUUUUUCAUCAUUUUACAAAAUUUUUAACGCUGAUGUGUAUACCUGCCAAAUUAGCUAAAAAAAAAAAAACAGCAAAAUAACGUUAGCAUGCUAACAAAUGUUAUUGGUCAGGUAAGAAAAAAAUAUUGGACGCUGAGGUGUAUGUAUACCUGCAAAAUUAGCUGAAAGAAAAAAGCUAGCUUCCUAACGUUAGCAUGCUAACAGGUAUCAUUCGUGAAAUAACAAAAUAUUGGAUGCUAAGAUGUAUACCUGCAAAAUUUGCACAUAAAAAAGCUAAUAUAAAUAUAACGAUUGGGCCAUAGUUCGGAUACCCAUGCUGUACAUUUUCCGUACGUGGAUUAUUGCGAACAUUGUAAGCAGCGUGACACAUUUGCUGAAUACGUUUAAAACGUUGUUUACGCUUCAUAAACACGUCAAAGUGAGGAAGGGAAGAGGAGAUUGCGUUCAAGUUCAGGUCUUUGGCGAAGGCUUUUCUCAACAUCACUUUGUGAGUCAGAAGCAAAAGAGCAAUACAAAUGUGAAUGUUUUCAUUGUUUAUUUGCUGCAAAUAUGACAAAAGUAAUAAAUCAACAGAAGGCACAGUUUGUUUCUUCUUGACAGUUUGGUAGGAUCUUUUGCAGUGUUCCAAAACACCCUGUAAGAAAUGAACACAUUGGAAACUCCAAACUCAUUCCACUAUUUACAACAUUUUGACAAAGAGAAUUAAGCUUUUUUGUCAAAAUACUAAAAAAAGAGUAAAUAUUUUUAGAUGCAUUCAACAUAAUAACUUGAAGUGUACUAACAUGGUAUUUGAGGGGAAAAAAAUGUACAUGCUUGUCUUACUUUUUAUCACAUGACAAUACAAGAACAGUUGAAAUCAGUUGUACAAUUAAAGAAACAGCUUCGAAA